Molecule: messenger RNA, 1086 nt
Organism: Thelazia callipaeda (thelaziosis nematode)
Lineage: Eukaryota; Metazoa; Nematoda; Chromadorea; Rhabditida; Thelaziidae
Source: the annotation of a GenBank genome assembly
AUGGGAUCUCGAGUUUACGUCGGCCGACUGUCGUAUCGUGCGCAUGAGCGUGAUAUUGAACGAUUUUUCCGAGGCUAUGGUCGUAUUACGGAAAUUUUACUCAAGAAUGGUUACGCUUUCGUGGAGUUCUCGGAUCGUCGCGAUGCUGAAGAUGCGGUGCACGAUCUGAAUGGCCGUUCAUUGCUCGGUGACAGUGUUGCUAUUCUCAGAGUUAUCGUGCAAAAUGCCAAAAGCCGCCCUCGAGGACGUGAUAUGUACCGUGAACGACUGCGUGAGCGAUCACGUUCACGAGAACGAAGACGAAGUCACAAUCGGAGGCGAAGUCACAGUCGUGAUCGAAAGAAGAGAAAGCAUUCAUCAAGUGAUAGUGAUUCACUUGCUGACAAUCGUCGUCGCUCAUCAUCAAGGUCGCUCAGUCAAAGUCCAAGAAAAAGUAUCAAAAAAGCAGUAUCUGGUAAAAGACGUAGGCAUGACAGAAGUUCAUCGAGCCGUUCACGUAGUCCUGAAGAUAGGAAAUAUAAAGAUAAACGCAAGGAGCCGAAAUAUCGUAGCAGUUCGGAAACUGAAGGAAGUGUUGAUCGCAGUGAAGGGAACAAGCAUAAAAUUAUUGUUCGAGGUUUCGACAGCAGAGGAAAAUUUGCAAAGACCAUAGUGAAAGUUGUUAAAAAAUUGUUCGAGUGUUACGGUAUGGCAUCUGCUGUAUUAAGUCCUGAAAACAAAAUUUUCGGAUUCAGAAAUUUGAUGAGAUUUGCUUUUAUCAGUCACUACUGCCAUCAGCACAUCAUUAUCAUUCGAAUGGCGCAUAAUUCUGAAUGUUGCGUUCCAAACAUUAGCCGUUCGUUCCGUCCACAUUCAUUUACACCAUCUGUUCAUUCGUUCGUUCGUUCGUAUGUAUGCUUCGAGUUAUGCAAUCACAUCCAAGUCUUCCAUGUAUCUGUUGUCUAUGGCGUUUCGUUCGUGCAUACACCGAGCUCAGAUUAUGCGACUUUGAUUACUUGGCGCUUCCGUUUAAAGCAUGCUGCUAAAAAGUAUGGCCAUUUGAUGGAUUUCAAAAUGCGUAGUGAUAAUUCCUGUUGCAUGUAUUAG